UUUGCUCCACAGUUUAGGGAAGGACUAUGUAGGCAGGCUGAGUGCUUUGUUUACGCAGUGGAUGAACGGAUUCAAAGGCAGACCGCAGCCAGUUGCCGUAGCCAUCCUAUCAGUCGGAAUGCCCUUGAACGAAUCUCAGAACAACAGCAACGCUGAACUUGAUGUGGAAACAACUCUUCCCUCUGGGGGCACUGACUUAGACUCUUAUGCCUUUGAGGGGCUGCUACAUGAGUGCUGAUCUGCAGAUAAGUUUCUUGUUUAGCACCUUUUAUAAACCAGCCUCCAACCGUGCAAAAUUCAGAUUCCAGCAUUCUUAACUUUAAAAUACUGUUAAUGAGUUUGUUUUAUUGAUUCACUUUUUUAAAAAGAGUUUUCUAAAGUUUGCAGUCUUUCGGAAUAAACAGCAAACAGCUUGUAAAGAUUUCUCUCCCCUAUUGCGCCUAGAAGCUGAGUGAGCUUGCAAGGGAGUCCUAGCCAGGUAUGAUGGCCUUAUUGGGAAGCCCUGGAAUACAAAAGCCAUUGAGCCUUGCAACAGAAACAGGUGUGUUUGUGUGUUGCCGCUUCCUCUCUCUCUUUUCCAGUAGGGCAUAUGAUCGCCAAGCCCUUCCUGAUCAGCUUUAUUAACCUUAGAAUAGUUGAUGAUUCUUCUGCAGUGAUGAGUGGAGCUACCUGCCAAGCUGGAACAGGCUUCACCUUUGACGUCCAGUUGGGUGUGUCUGUGGAUACUAUUUUAAGCUUUGCUUGCAAGCAGAGCCUCAGAGAUAACUUGAGUGUAGCGGAGCUGUACUAACUACAGCUAUUCAGCCUGUACAGAAAUGGAUACCAAAACUUCAGGACAAGCUCCCGUCGGCACAGCGUCUGAAAAUAUUCCUUCUGGAGUGGAUGUUUUCAGAACCAUACCGUAUGCCUUGAUUCUGCCAGAGCUGAUCUUUGGCUGCUGGGUCUGGAUCCUCGUAGCGGCUACCAAGGUGUACUUCCCUUUGCUGCAGGGAUGGGUCAUGUAUGUCUCCCUCAGUUCCUUUAUCAUCUCGCUGAUGCUUCUAAUGUCCUACCUGUUUGGCUUCCACAAAAACUUCGCCUCCUGGAGAAUCCUGGAUAGCCUUUACCAUGGAGCUACUGGCAUCCUUUACAUGAGUGCUGCAGUCCUUCAGGCCAAUGCAACGAUCCGCUCAGAGACAGAAAUAGUGAACCCAGAUAUUUCGCCCCUCUACUAUCAGCUCAAUGCUGCUGCUACGUUCUUUGCAUUCGUCACCACGCUGCUGUAUAUUCUUCAUGCCUUCAGCAACUACUACCAGUGAAAACUGCCGGGAACGUAUAUAACAUAAGGCCUAAAUUCCCCUACAUGGAAUCCGUGUCCCAAAGCAAAUCCACAUUUGCGUAAGGACAGAGCCCAGUUGAAAUUGUGGCCGUUCAUCACCCAGCGCCUUCUCAUUUUAGGUGAAAAAGAUAUUGGGUUUUAUUUCAACCUGCCAUUUCACUCAAGCUGUGUUGUGUAAGAAACUGCAGUAGAAAUAUUACCACCCAAUCCUUGAUUAUGACAGUUAUCCAGAGUCAUGGUCUGUUCCCCAGAGUUGUGCCUUGGAAAACCUGUGUAAACAAUACACCAAUUUUUCUAAAUCAGUGUGUGUUUGUGGGGGGGGGGAGGGUCUUCUUCAAAGUACUUGUAUGAUUUCCAAACCCACUCCUCUGGUGAUGAAGCCAGAGCAGACACAUCGCAGAGGAUUCUGCAAUAUUUUCUAGGUGGGCACACAUCAUAAGAGGCAUUGGAGUCUGUGGAGCCCUACCGUUGCCCAGCUUAAACUCAGAAAUGUGCUCUCAAAUGUGCCUCACAAUCUCCCGCCUCUGCGUGUCACAGGAAACAUGGGUGGCAGCGGGCAAACUGUCUUUUAGGGAGGCUUGUCUGAGACUAUAUUUUUCUGACUAGGUUCCUUUGAGAAGCUUCCAGACAAUUCCAGAGCUUCCCUGAAGAACAGUUUGAGAACUAUUCCCUCAGGGGAAUGUUUCGCCUGACUAUGACCGCCACAAACAAACGAAUACCGUUGUCCAGAUGACCAUUAAGAAAGAUUCAUGUGUUACUUUCAGAUGCUGUAGUAUUGUCACGUGGUAUUUUUACCUCAUCAAAUGCCUGUGGGACGUAUAUUUUGAAAAUGUUCCUGCAAGUGGCAAAAGAUUUUAUUUACUUCAGGGGAUGAAUAAAUAUAAACUCUGGGUUGUCAUCCUGUCACAAUGAUAUUGCUGGGUCAAAGAGCAACAUGUGAAUUGCCCAUUCAAUACUGCUGAUAUAUGCUAAAGGUUUUUCUGUCCUUUGUUAUUACAGAGAAUGUUUGUUUUUAUGGGGAAACAUGAAGUAACUUAUUGGUAAAUCUGUGUGGUUUUUAUAUAUAUAUAAAACAGUUUUGUUCUCCGUUUUAUAAUGCUAUAUUAGUGAACUACCUUUUGCUAGGACAAUAUGGCUGACUGUUCUCUCUCUCUGUGAUUGGCUCACUUGUGUUUCUUUUGCUGUUGCUGUAAAAUAAAUCUCACUGGAGAUCUGCCUCCCACUA
This is a messenger RNA of Zootoca vivipara (common lizard), 2543 nucleotides long. RefSeq names its product mal, T cell differentiation protein like (gene MALL). The record is from RefSeq and is a predicted model, not a curated record. Gene Ontology annotation, molecular function: structural constituent of myelin sheath. NCBI's taxonomy places the organism in Eukaryota, Metazoa, Chordata, Lepidosauria, Squamata, Lacertidae. Gene Ontology annotation, biological process: myelination. Gene Ontology annotation, cellular component: membrane.